Molecule: messenger RNA, 5022 nt
Organism: Schistosoma mattheei
Lineage: Eukaryota; Metazoa; Platyhelminthes; Trematoda; Strigeidida; Schistosomatidae
Source: the annotation of a GenBank genome assembly
AUGCGGAAAAAACCGUCCGCCGUAAAACAUCAAGUAGAUGAAGAUAAAGACAAUUCAGAACUUUGCAGUAGUGUACCCGACGAUUGUGAUGCUAUUCAUAGUGAUGCUGAUUCUGAUGUUGUGCAGAUAUCGCCUCUCUUUCUUAUGGAUAGUUCAGGCCGUCCGGUUCUACAAGAUGGUACUCCAGUUGUUGAACCAGAAGUCGUUGAUUCUGUAUCCGAUGCACACAGAAGGCGUGAGAAAACCGGAAACAACUAUUUAUCCAAAAUAUGCACUGGCUUUAGUCCAGGUGUUAUGGAUUAUGUCAAGUGCACUGCUUGUUACUGUAAAAUACAACCUUUCUCCAUGCCGUUUAGUGUUCAUCCACUUUUGAAGGUGAUACUCUGUAAACGUUGUACUAGGUAUUGUAAAACCCAGAAUUUUGCAAAAGAUGAUGCAGGGAAAGAUGAUAAUUGUAAGUGGUGUUCAGACGGUGGAGAUCUUGUAUGCUGUGAUACUUGUUCGUUUGCAAUUUGUAAGAAAUGUAUCAAGCAAAACUUGGGUAGAACCUACUUGCGCAAUAUUGAGUCUCUGGAUGAAUCAGAUACUUGGAAUUGCUUUGUAUGUGAUCCUACGCCUAUCAAAACAUUACAAGAUAACUGCUCCAAGAUUGUUGCUAAAGUUGAGGAGUAUGAAAAUAUAAGAAAACGUCGGUCGACGAAAGCUCAAGAAACAUGGCGAUCUCGUUCUAGAGGUCAAUAUGGUGAACCUAAUGGUGGCGAUGUAACAGAUUUAUCGUCUAAUUGCACUAACAUCAACGAUCCUGAUAUCACAGAAGGUUUUAUCUCAUCUUCCAAUAUAUUUCAUUCUUCUAGUAAUAAUCUUCUUAAUAAGAACACUGUAUUCCAGUCGACUGAUAUGUCUUCGGAUGGAGUAAAUGUUAAUGAAAUUAAUAAAUGCGACAAAGUCAAUAUUCCAACUGCCAUUACCAAUCAUACUUCAUUAGUCACUUUAGAAUCAAUCGAUCUUCAUAGCAUUUUUAAUCAAAUAUCUAGUGUGAACGAAGUUAAUGUUAAAACAGCUUUACGAGCUUCACAAAGGUGUUUAGACAUAUUUGCUAAAGAUAUACGUCGUUUAGAGAAUAAUUUAAUGCGUAAUCCACCUCAGAUGGAUCUAGAUAAAAUAGCUCAGUCUUUUCAAAGCAUUUAUAGAUUUCAUUUAUUCACACGAUUAGGCAAUCUUGUUGCAAGAAUGCAAGAAGAGGAGAAUGUCAUCAUCAAUACAAGUAGAAAUAAACAAACAAUCCAAUAUCAUUCUUUAGGCGUUCUUCCCCAGUUAAGUGAUGUUUCUAUUCCUAGGCCUAUAUCGAGUAUUUCAAAUGAUGUAACAAUCGAUUUGACAAAAGAAGAUAAUUCCACUGGAACUGUAUCUACACAAGAAGUUUCUACACCAAAGACAGUAUCGUUCAAUUGUUCUUCUACACCAAUGCAUUCUCAACAAUCUGCAACUGUAACAGCGGUUUCUCAUGGUAACAAAAAUAAUGACAACUACGUCACUACUAUUACUACUACUACUACUACUACUACUACUACUACUACUACUACUAACAAUUAUAAUAAAAGUGUUAAACACAAACUAGAUGAGGUGGGGAUGAAGCCGGAAACAGAUAACGGGAAAAGACGUAAAUUAAAUAUUAUUAAGGAACCAACCAUUAUAAACCAUCAAGACACGUUAUCUCACGAACAGUCACCAGAAGAACAAGAUUUGGAGAAAGAAAUGCAUAAUCUAGAAAGUAUUUGUGCCAAAACGAUCAAUCGUAGUUUUACAGAGCAGUCUACUGUCGAUGAGAAAAAUUGUGCUGAGUCGGAUCGGAAUACUCGGGUACAGAAAAAAAUUGUUCAGAAUACUGAAAAUAAAAAUGCUAAGCAACGAAUAAAUCGAACUAAAACAAGUAAUAGGAAUCCAGUUGACUUUGAAGAUGAUUCAUGGUCUAUUGAAGAUAACUUGGAUUCAUCUCAAAAUAAUGGGGAUACUACAUUUGACGGUUCUGAAUCAAAUGAUUUAGCUGGGGAUAAUACUACUGUUAGUGAUGUAAAUAACUCUCGACAAAAUCAACUUGAAAUUAAAACAAGUGAUUAUUUGUAUAAUUUGAAUGCUCGUGAUAAUUUACUGAAGUCCAGUUCAGAUGAUGAUGAUGAUGAUCAUGACGAUGAAGGUAUUGUAGAUAGUAAUGCAAAAGUUGUAACAGAUGAAAAUAGGAAAAAUGGCGCAUCUAAUAGUAUUACAAAACUUGAUGACGACCACGAUAAUAAUAAUGAGAAUGCUUCUAGUGAUCAUGAUUUAUCAAGCAAUAAAUCAAAUGAUUUACACGAAAAUGUACCUUUAAGUAUGAACUUAAAACAAAACAUAGCCUCAUCUGAUCCCGUAAUUUGCUUAACCCGUCUUGCUAAAUCUAUUGUCAACGAAAAUGUCAAUAGUUGUGAAAAUAGACCAAAUAAAACAACUUUACUGCUUGAUAAUUCUGAUGAAGGAAGUGAAUCAGAAUCCAGUCCAAACAGUAAGGAUUCUGCAAAUCUUUUAUCUUCCACUAACCGUACAAAACGAAUACGACAUUUACUCUCCAGCUCUGAAUCUGAUGAAAAUAAUAUUGAUAAUACUGUUGAUGCUGUUGACAAUGCUGGUAAUGUUAAUGAUAAUGAUGAUGAUGAUAAUGCUGAUGAUUGUGAAAGUGAACAAAGUGCAUCAAGUUCAUCAAAAUCUGCCAUACAACAGAUAGGAUCUAGAAAGGUUAAACAGAAUAGGGCAACACCAAGUAGGAUUAGAAAGUCACAAAGACUAUCAUCUGUGAAACCAACAUUUCAUCUUUCAGAUAACGAUGACGAUGGUAGUGAUCACGAAAAAGUGAACGAAAAAGACAUGAAGAAAAAAGCACAGUGUACUGAUUCAUCAGCUGAUGAAAUGAACAGCAUAAAACCCCGACAUAAAUCACAUAAUACAAAAAGACGUAGACGUCUACGUAAAGCAAAAUCAGAUGAUAGUGAUGAUAAUGCUGAAGAGGAAUAUUUCCAGGACAAUAAAGGCAAAGAGACAAUCAAUGAAGAAAUAAUCGAUGAUUCAUUAGAUGCUAAAGGCCGUAAAAAGAUUCGAAGAAUUUACACUGCUAAUCGGUUGUCUGAAACUACAAAAGCUGCUGAAGCUUGUGAACAAGAACGUCGACGUCGUUUAGCUGAAAGACAAAAGAUGUAUAAUGAAUUCAUUGUUCAAGAUGGUGAAGGGAUUAACGCAGUUACAACCAAAUUGAUUUUAGAUCCAGGUGAUCCAGUUAUUGAAGUUCAUCCAGAUAUAGUGAAACAUUUGAAACCACAUCAAGUUGAAGCUGUUCGCUUCCUAUGGGAUUGUACUAUUGAAUCUGUGGAGCAUCAAACAUCUAAAAGUGGAUCGUCACCUUCUACAGGAAGUGGUGCAAUUCUUGCUCAUUGCAUGGGUUUAGGCAAAACACUAUCCGUGAUUUCUUUUUUGCAUACACUAUUAAGAUAUGCGGAACAUAUAAAUAUUCGUACAUGUUUAAUUAUAUGUCCAGUGAAUACUCUGCUCAAUUGGAAACAUGAAUGGGAUAUAUGGUUGCCUGAAGCUGAACAGGUGGAUGUGUUUGAAUUGGCAUCAAAGAACAGUAACAGACUCAAGCUGGAUAUUGUUAAACAUUGGCAUACAAAUGGUGGUGUACUUUUAAUUGGUUAUGAUAUGUUCCGUAAUUUUAUAAUGACCUUAAUGAAGCGAACAAGAAGUAAAGAUGUUAAAAAUACAAUUUCAACAGCUCUCUUAGAUCCAGGUCCAGAUAUUGUUGUCUGUGAUGAAGGACAUUUAAUGAAAAAUUCGAAAUCACAUAUAACUAAGGCUGUAUCACAAAUUCGUACCAUGAAACGUGUUGUACUGACUGGAACACCUUUACAAAAUAACCUCAAUGAAUAUCAUACAAUGGUUGAUUUUGUCAAACCGAAUUUAUUGGGAACUCUCAAAGAAUUCAAUAAUCGUUUUGGUAAUCCAAUAAAAAAUGGACAACAUUCAAAUUCAACACCAAGAGACGUAAAUAUAAUGAAGAAAAGAGCGCAUAUUUUAUAUAAAACACUAGAUGGUUGUGUUCAGCGCAAAGAUUAUAGUGUAUUAACGAAAUAUUUACCACCAAGAUAUGAAUAUGUAAUUAUGUGUAGAUUAAGUAAAGUACAACAAGAAUUGUAUAAAUAUUUUUUGGAAAAUCACAGUAAUAUAAAUUCUAAUAAUAAUAAUAAUACUUCUACUAAUCAAGAUGAAACAAAUCAUCGAAAAAAAUUAUUUAUGAUUCAACAAAUCUUAUAUCGUAUAUCCACACAUCCACAUGCAUUAAGAAUACAUGAAACAAAAGAAGCUCGUAAAAUGCUUCUUAUGGAUGAAGAUAGUUUUAUUGACGAUUCAGCAAAUUCAUCAGAAGAAUCUUCAGAUGAUUCAACGUCUUCAGAUGACAGUGAUGAGAAUAUCAACAGAAAAAAUGACGAGAUCGAUGAAGAUAGUGAAACUAGAAAGUCUUUAAAUAUUACUGAUUCAAAUAAUAACAAUGAAAGUAAUACUGUUAGACCACGUCGUAGACAUCGUCCAAUCACUCGUCAAGAAUCAAGAAAUCCUACUGCUCUUAUUGAUUCUGAAAAUGAUUCAGAAUGUGUUAUUGAUGCUGGUGAAUGUCAAAAACCGUGGUGGUAUAUGUUUUACAACGAUGAAUAUGAUUGGCAGAUUGAUGUAGGUGCUAAAAUGGAUGUUUUGUUCAAUAUACUUAGACGAUGCUCUGAUAUUGGUGACAAAGUGAUUAUGUUCUCUCAUAGUUUGAUAUCAUUAGAUUUAGUUGAAAGAUUUUUAGCAGAGAUAAAUCGUCAGUGGUCUGUCUAUCAGGAUCAAAUGUCAAAUGAAAAAGGCGAUAAGAAUGCAAAAUCUUCACAAAAUCCAGAAAUUUUAAAUCGCCCAGAUUUAUCAGCAUAUUUUCUGAUAUUGGACAUAAUACAUGGAUUCGUGGCUUAG